AUGAUAAAACGAAAAGCACUUCGUAAAGACCAUCAACAGUACGUCUGUAUAAAAUGUCGGAAGAAAUCUAUUCCUCUAGAGACAAGAGAGAUGCAAUUAUUCUCUGCAAUUCUCAUUACGAUCUUCGUUGGUGGCAACGUUGCCAGAGGCAAGCGGAGGAGUCGUAAAGCUGAGUUGUGUCCUUCUGAUCCUUUUGAUGAUGAUGACUAUGGUACAAAAUUGAUGACCGAAGAAAUAAGAAGGGUGUUUCUGUCCAUGCACAACAAUUACCGCAGCGUCAUAGCUCGUGGUGAGGGGGUGAUGAAGGGUGGCGUACAGGCCUGUCCAGCUGCGCAGAUGAGGAGAAUGGAAUAUGACUGUGACUUGGAGCAGCACGCAGGUUUGCGUGCCUGCAUUGAUCCGCGCUUUCCUCGGAACCGAAUUCUGUACAAGAACUUAAGUAUUGCGCCUGCCACAGCAGCUCGACAGGCUGUUGAAACCUGGUACAAAGAAAUCGAAUCGGGUACAAUGCUGCAAGAUCACAACCAAGAAAAUAUUUAUCAGGAGAAUCUUAACAUACCACACUUCGCGAAGAUAGUAUGGGAUACCAAUGUGUACCUAGGAUGCUCUGUUACGAAGUGUUCUUCCUUGAAAGCAUUAGCUGUAGUAUGUUCCUACGAUCCGAGUACAUUUGCUGUUGGACAGCCGAUCUACGAAAUAAAUCUUACAUGCAGUCGCUGCAAAGAAGUGUGCGACGCAGAUGGACUCUGUCCUUCGAAUUGGACUUCUAGCACUGGUACCAACAAAAAAGCAUAG
Necator americanus (New World hookworm) is the source of this 795-nucleotide messenger RNA. RefSeq lists its product as uncharacterized. Bases 1 to 795 code for a protein of 264 amino acids. The transcript is spliced from 9 exons. NCBI's taxonomy places the organism in Eukaryota, Metazoa, Nematoda, Chromadorea, Rhabditida, Ancylostomatidae. The record is from RefSeq and is a predicted model, not a curated record.